AUGGCGCAAGGCUACGCCAGAUUAGAUAGCCGUGGGAGUAGGAGUUUCGGAACCGGAUCGUGGGCUUGGGCCGGCUCUGAUGUUGGUGGAGAUGCCGAUGCCGUGCUUUUCACUAAGAGAUUGGUACCACAGCUUUUAUCGACCGCUCCAGAUUCCGUCAGAGUGGUGGGUCAUUGCGGUAGAAGUAUUGAUACUACAUAUCAUCAUCAAAAUAUCCUAUUCAACGAUAGGCGAAGCAUAUUUACCGUAUACUUCCCCAGGAAAACCCCAAACCGUGCACCACUCACUACACCUGUUCCCGCAAUGUGUUCCGGAAUAGUUUUUCGCUUCCAAGGGUGUGACCACGCGGAAGAACACAAGAUGCAAUGCAUGUAUAUUAAAGAGGAUUUCGGACCUGAAGCAUACUGUAGUAUUAUUCGCUGGCUCAGUAUCAUGCACGAAGACGAACAUCGCCGCUUCCUCCCAGGACGGUGCGUUGAGUGUCAGAACGCCAUAAAAGAGGCCUAUGAUAGGAAGACUGCUGAGGGUAAGGAGGCUAGAGAAAGAAAGACUGGAGAGGAGAAGAGUGGAGAAGAAAAGAGUGGAGAGGAAAAGAGUGGAGAGGAAAAGAUUGAAGAGGAAAAGACUGAAGAGGAAAAGACUGGAGAAGGAGAGACUGAGGGGAUAAAUUUUGAGGAUAAGAAAGAUGUCGAGAAGAGAGAAAGAAGGAAGAAAUGUGUCGAGGAGAGAGAAAGAAUGAUGAAGGAAGUGCAAGACGAGAUUGGAUUCCACUUCUGA
This is a messenger RNA of Drepanopeziza brunnea f. sp. 'multigermtubi' MB_m1, 777 nucleotides long. RefSeq lists its product as uncharacterized. The record is from RefSeq and is a predicted model, not a curated record. Lineage: Eukaryota; Fungi; Ascomycota; Leotiomycetes; Helotiales; Drepanopezizaceae.